Messenger RNA from Acanthopagrus latus (yellowfin seabream), 4376 nucleotides. RefSeq names its product N-acetylglucosaminidase, alpha (gene naglu). The transcript is spliced from 6 exons. Lineage: Eukaryota; Metazoa; Chordata; Actinopteri; Spariformes; Sparidae. Bases 103 to 2358 code for a protein of 751 amino acids. The record is from RefSeq and is a predicted model, not a curated record.
UCUCAGUGCGCACUUCCUGGUUUUUCAGCAAAUGAAGAAAUCAAGUUGUUUUUAAACCUGAGCACCGGUGGGAAACCGACCCACCACUGACUGAGCAUCAAAAUGCCACCCAGAAACAGCCGCAGCCUGGUUCUGGUCGUCGUGUUUGGUCUUUUUGUAUGUGCCUGCUGUCAGUUUGCAACUCUGGACCACCUCAAACCGAAAGCCAGCAACAAGGCUCAGGGGCGAGCCGUGGUUGGGCUGCUCAAGCGACUGAUCGGGAACAGAUCCACGGAGUUCAUCGUGUCGGUCAACAAGAGCCUCUCCAACGACAGCCUGGACCUGUGUGAGCUCCGGUACACCAAGAACCAGAAGGUGGUGGCCACAGGCAGCAGCGGGGUGGCCGUGGCCUCUGGCAUCUACAACUAUCUGAAGUACUUCUGCAACUGCCAUGUUUCCUGGUCCGGUGACCAGCUGGACCUGCCCCGUCCUCUGCCGAGGCUCACGGGCGUCCUGCGCAUCAACACGCCGCACAGAUUCCGGUAUUACCAGAACGUCUGCACUGUCAGCUACUCCUUUGUGUGGUGGGACUGGCCAAGAUGGGAGAGAGAAAUCGAUUGGAUGGCGCUCAAUGGAAUCAACCUGCCGCUGGCUUUCACUGGCCAAGAGGCCCUGUGGCAAGAGGUCUACCGAGCUCUUGGGUUAAACCAGUCAGAGAUUGAGGAGUUCUUCGCUGGCCCGGCGUUUCUGGCCUGGAACCGCAUGGGGAACAUGUUCAAGUUCGGUGGGCCUCUGCCCCAGUCCUGGCAUGUGAACCAGCUCUCUCUCCAGUUUAAGAUCUUAGAGCGAAUGAGAUCCUUCGGUAUGAUUCCUGUGCUGCCGGCCUUCUCUGGGAACAUUCCCCCAGGAAUCCUCAGGUUGUAUCCUAAAGCCAAUGUAACCAGACUGGGGCCGUGGGCUCAGUUCAACUGCAGCUUCUCAUGCUCCUAUAUCUUAGACCCUCGAGACCCGCUUUUCCUCCAGAUCGGCUCCCUCUAUCUGUCCCAGGUGGUGAAGCAGUUUGGUACAGAUCACAUCUACAACACAGACACCUUCAAUGAGAUGAUUCCACCUUCCUCUGACCCCGCCUACCUGUCUGCAGUCAGUCGCUCUGUCUUUGCCACAAUGACUGCAGUUGACCCUCAGGCAAUUUGGCUGAUGCAAGGCUGGCUGUUCUUCAGUGCUGCCUGGUUCUGGAAGCCAGCCCAGAUUCAGGCCCUACUACAUGGAGUGCCCCUUGGACGAAUGAUCGUGCUGGAUCUGUUUGCUGAGACGGAGCCAAUUUUCUCCUACACCCAGUCUUUCUAUGGACAGCCUUUCAUCUGGUGCAUGUUGCAGAACUUUGGGGGUAACAGUGGAUUGUUUGGCGCAGUGGAGAGCAUCAAUUCAGGGCCUUUCAAUGCCUUACAUUUCCCAAACUCCACUCUGGUGGGCAUAGGCAUGACACCCGAGGGCAUUGAGCAGAAUCCUGUGAUGUUCGAGUUGAUGAGCGAGCUGGCCUGGCGCAAGGAGCCGGUCAACUUGUCCAAGUGGGCGUCGCUGUAUGCAGCGCGACGCUACGGCAGCACACAAGAGAAUCUGACGGUUGCAUGGAGGCUCCUGUUUGCCAGCGUUUACAACUGCACGGUGCCACAUUACCGAAACCACAACCACAGCCCACUGGUGCGCCGGCCUUCCUUUCACAUGAAUAUUGACAGGUGGUAUGACCCAGCUGACCUGUACAAGGCCUGGAAACUGAUUAUCGAGGCUGCUCCGUCUCUCAUGUCCAAAGAGACUUUCCGGUACGAUCUCGUGGAUGUGACUCGGCAGGUCCUACAAGUCCUAACGUCAUCCUUCUACCAGGAUAUCACCGAUGCCUUCCACAAACAAAAACUGCCAGAGCUGCUGACUGCAGGUGGGGUUCUGCUGUACGACCUCUUGCCUGAGCUCAAUCGUUUGCUUAAUAGUGACCGCAACUUCCUGCUGGGGACGUGGCUGGAGCGGGCCCGAUCCUUCGCCCUGGAUGAGAAGGAGGCACAGCUUUAUGAUAUGAACGCCAGAAACCAGCUUACUCUGUGGGGUCCCAGUGGUGAGAUUCUGGACUACGCCAGCAAAGAGUGGGGAGGCCUCAUGGAGGACUAUUACGGCCAGCGAUGGGGCCUCUUUGUUAACACCCUGGUAGAAUGUCUGGACAGCGGACGACCAUUCAAGCAGGACGCCUUCAACCAGGCAGUUUUCCAGAUAGAAAAGGGAUUCACUUACAACAGCCGAAGAUACCCGACCAAGCCUCAGGGUGACACGUAUGAGAUCGCCCGCAGGAUCUUCCUCAAGUACUACCCACAGGCCUUAAAGAGACUAUAGUAAACAGGGACUACACUUUGGAAUAACUUACAGCAAGAAGAAUGUCUUCCUCCACCUCCAGUUUUCCACAGCUAUCCCAAAACUUUUUGAUGUAUAAAAUCAACAGCCUGAAUUAACAGGAACUAUCUGUUUUGCACAUGUAGGAGGAGCAGUGGAUAGUUGUGUAUAUUUUAAGGUUAAGAAAAGGGAUUUUCACUUUAUAUUCCAAUGGAUCAAAUACCCAAUCAUGCCUUUUUUGAAUAGGUGAAGGAAAGAAAGUUGCGACAUGUUAACGACAGACAAGACUUUGUGAAGGUAUUGUCAACUGAUCUGAAAUUGUUUAACAUUUUUGAGAUCGGCAGAUGAGGAGAAUCUUGUGUCUGCUUAUAUGGAGCUGGUGAGCCUAGUUUAGCAUAAUGAGUGGAAGCCGGUCAUCACAGCUGGCCUGACUCUGUCCACAGUAGAAUCAGAGCUGAAGCUGUAUGACCUGUGUGAUGUUUGUUUUAUCCUGUGUACCAACAGAAAUGUGCAAAUGACUGUUUGUGGUUUUAAGGGAAGUUAAAUGCUGGAAACACGAGCUAACAACAGUUACCAAUUAUAAAGACACAGUCAAACCAAACACGCCACUCCAGUGUGCACCGGUCCCACAGUUCUCCCUCCCUCUUGUUGUUCAGCCACAAACAUUUCUCCUAUCUUUUUUUUUUUUUUAGUUCUUCUUUUGAAGAAGGUGCCUACCAGUUGAACACAGUGCCUUUCUCUCACCAUCUCCUGUUAUAAAUGUGACGGAGGUAUUAAGCUCAGGUGUGGUUCAUUGUUGGAAAAACAAAAUAGACACAAGGCAGAGUAGGGCGGGUCUGGCAAAAAAAGCAGUGGUAUCCUUUAUCUCUUGCUUCUACUUAAUGCUAAGCUAGGCUAAACAUGUCUUGACUCCAGCUCUGUAUUUAACGUAACACACAGACACGAGAUUGAUAUCCAGCUGAACAUGUCACUUUUAUAAAGCUCAUUUUCCAACAUCUUAAACAAUUCCUUUAAAUCACAGGUCCUACACUCUCACCACAGAUAUCACAUGGCAUUGAAACAUCUGCCGUCCUGCCGACAGAUGUGUUUGAUCUUGCUGAUCUAUAUUCUACUGUCAGUAAGAUUGGACAGUUCAGAUUCUGUAAGGUUUUAUAAGCAGGGUAAGAUAUUGUCACAAUGUUUUAGAUGACUUAAGUGUAGAUGAGACCUUUCUUUUUGAUCAUAGUAGUGUCAGUUAAGGACGAUCUAUUUUGGGAGAAUGAUUAUCACUACCUGAGCACAGCUUCAAUUCAUAAUGUGCCAACAAAUGUUACAUGCUGCACAAUAUUUGGUGUCUUUUUUGUAAAAAUGCUAUUUUUGUAUUUUGAUGAAUUAAACUGUUGUGAUUCUUCAACUCAGGCAUGUCAUAAACGUCUUCAGGCUGUGUGACUGCUUCAUCCUCCACCUCUGUUGUUGGUGUGCUCAGUAAUGACAUUAACUCCACACAUUGACUUGGAUAUAUCAGUCAAUCCCAGCAUGAUGUAACACCUAGGCCAGGGGUCAGCAACCUUUACAGUCAAAAGGGCCAUUGUUGCGCCCAUCCCUUGCCAGUAAAAUCUGUCUGGAGUCGCAAAAUAUUUGUGUCUUAUAAUGAACAAAACACAGCCUAGAAAGUCUGAAUUAUAUUAAUGUCUAAACUAUCAAGAUUAUUAAUAGGCCUAAAUAAACAUUAAUUUAUAUUUUACAUCAUGUAGCAACUCUGCAGUGGGUUCCUUAUUCUUACGGUAUAAGGUAGUUAAACGUUGCACUUCCCUUUCAAUGAUGCCAUGUUUUGGUGCAUUUAUGAAAUAAAAGAACUAACCUAUAAUAAAUGUCAAACCCACUGGAAGCCGCUGCAUCUGGCUGCAGACCCCUGACCAGUAUCCCUCUCUCUUUUUAAGUUUACUCUAAAAUCUACUUUUUUGUGAAAUACUGGAUACAUUUUUUACACAUAGAGAGAGCACUGAUUAUAUGUAUAUAUCAUAAAAUUAUAUAAAUACUCA